CGUGGUGAAGCAUCCGUGCGCGUAUGCCUGUGUGCAUCGCGCGUGCGACAGCUUGCGGUAGUAGUGAGUGGUGCUGAAAAUGGCCGUAUACGUGCACAGCUCCGCCGAGUUUACUGAUCUUCGUCGCAGGAGAUAGUCCUCGGAUAGUCGCGGCGCACGAUCAAUCGUUCGUUCGCCCGCUCGCUCGCUCACGCGCGUGCAAGUAGUGUGCGUCGUACGUUCUCGAUGAACGAGCCUGCGCAACGAGACGCUUCGUCGACCCGAUAGCGGCUACAUUCCGGCGGAUCUUGCAGCGAGGGCGGGGGAAGAAGAAACGGUGUCGUAUCCAGAACCUCGGCCAGCACCGCGCUUACGAACGUCGUACGGAGCAGAAUUUGAUUCAGUAUUCGCUCAGUAUUCGUGAUACAAUCGUUGGAGAUUAUCAGCGAUGGGUCGCACUCUUCUCAUCUAUAUCUGCAACGAUUCGGAUACGACGAUAACUGUGACUUAGAACCCCACAAAGAUGCGGGAGAGAUGUGGCACGAUCCCUUGGUAUCCAGCAGGGAUCUAAAAAAGAAAAAUAUUGGAAUAAUGUGAACUUUGCGUAAAGUGACGCAGGAAGGGGACACAUUGUUUUAAACACGUUACAGAGAGUGCUGAAUGAUAAUAGUUAUUGAGUCCUUCGCGAGCUCAUUGAGUGAAGUUUAUAUUUUACUAUAAAUUUAAUACACCAUUGUUAUAUAAUCGCUGUGCUUUGUAUAGUAGACGGUGGUAUUGUUGGGGGUGUACUCAGUGUGUUCAAAUGUAAUAGAAGCCUGGCUUGAGUGUACUUGCGAGUAUUUCGAAAUAUAACCGCCAAAAUGUCGUUCUUAUCAAAUCUAAAGAAGGCCUUCCACUUUGGUGGUAAUGACGCGAAAAAAAAGAAAUUAUAUAACAACAUUAAAAUGGACUGCAAUCCGGAAGAAUUUUGGGAAAUGGUGGGUGAACUAGGAGACGGUGCGUUUGGCAAAGUUUACAAGGCACAGCACAAGCAGUCCAAUCAGCUUGCUGCGGCCAAAAUGUGUGCCUUAGAGGGAGAGGAUGACCUAAGCGACUUUAUGAUUGAGAUAGAUAUCUUAUCGGAAUGCAAGCAUCCUAAUAUUGUCGAAUUACAUGAAGCGUAUUUUAUUGAAGGAAAAUUGUGGAUGUUGAUCGAAUAUUGCGAUGGCGGUGCUGUGGACUCUAUAAUGGUUGAGUUGGAAAAAGCACUGACAGAAACGCAGAUCGCGUAUAUCUGUCAGCACAUGACGAAGGGUCUCGCCUUCUUGCACAAGUCCAAAGUCAUACACAGGGAUUUAAAGGCAGGAAAUGUUUUGCUGACUAUGGCGGGAGGUGUUAAAAUAGCUGAUUUCGGAGUAUCUGCAAAGAACAAACAUACUUUGCAAAAACACGAUACAUUUAUUGGCACUCCUUAUUGGAUGGCACCCGAGGUUGUGUUGUGCGAAACAUUCAGAGACAAUCCUUAUGAUUUUAAGGUGGAUAUCUGGUCUCUUGGUAUAACUCUAAUAGAGUUUGCACAAAUGGAACCACCGAACCACGAAAUGUCGCCGAUGCGAGUGCUACUUAAAAUACAGAAAAGCGAUCCUCCGAAACUAGAUCAGCCGGGAAAAUGGAGUAAGGAAUUUAAUGAUUUUAUUGCUAAAGCACUUAUAAAGGACCCGAGCUCACGACCUACAGCUGACGAUUUGUUAAAACAUCCGUUUAUAAGCCGAAAUUUAGAUCCAAAACCUGUCAGAGAUUUGUUGCUUGAAUAUAAAGCGGAUGUUGUCGAAGAGGAAUUAGUGGACGAGGAGGCGGAGAAGGCGAAAAAAACGAAAAAACACAGAGAACAAUAUCAGCGAAUUGGCUGUGCAUGCGGUUCUCCUGGCCCUCGCCAGCCUCAUUACCCCAAUGCGUGCCAGGAGCAACGCACAUCUCAGCUUCCACUGGAGCUGGAUCAAAUCGUAGAUGACUCCGCAUCUACGCGCACUGAUGCCGAUGUUAAGAUUGCUGAUAAAGAAAAUCUCGUGGCAUUACCUGCAUUUGUGAAGAAGGAGGAAAGUCACAAACGCGAGAUCAAUCGGGACGGUGAGAAAGAGGAUAAGAAUAAGAGAUUACGUAAGGCCGAGUCCAAAGAAAAUAUACAACAACCUAUCGAGAAGAAACAGGCACCUAAACCACCGCCAAGCGAAACAAGUGAGCGUAGAUUAUCUCGAGAUAAAGGGCCAGCGCCUCCACCACCACCUAUGCGUCAAGAUAGUAAAAACGAGGAGAAAGAGAAUGGCUUGAAGGACCUCGAGAAAGUGAACAUCGUGAAUCUAGCGGACAAACAGAAAUCUACUGAAGAUAAUAAAUCGCAGCAAGUUAGCAAAUUGCCACACAACGAAAAGAUGGCAGAUCAGCAAGCGACAAACAUUAAGGAGCAAAGAAAUUCGGAGGUAGAAGAUCAAAACGAUUUUAUGGAGAGUUCUGAAAAGGUGAAAAAAUUGGAGAGCGAAGACAGAGGCAAACUGCUUGACAAUAUUAAGCGAUUCGAGAAUCAACAAAAAUUAAUGAACAACAAAUCGAGUCCUUCGAAGAAACAAUUAGGCAUAAAUGAAAAGCGCAAAUCGGCACCCGUUAAGCCAGAAAUGAUCGAGGAUUUGUCGAAGAUAAUAUAUAAUAAACAAUUAUCUUUGCAAGAUAAGGAUGAAACCGAAAACAAACUGUCAUCCGUUGACGAUGUAACGAAUUACAACUUACAAUCGCGAGAGAAGGAAGACUAUAAGAGUUUAGAGGAGAAACGAAAGUCCGUCGGGGAAAAACUGAACGCCGUAUUGGAGAAGCGAUUGUCUAUGGACUCCAAGAAAAUGACGACCAACACCUCGAUGGAAACACUGAAGCACAUAUCGGUCGCGUCGACGUUCCUAUCGGAGAAGAACAGCGUUAAAGCAAGCUCAACAGAGGAUAUCAAAACGCAAUUCGGCGUAACAAAGACUGAGGGUCCCGCGAAGAGCCGCAGCGCGGGAUCGUCCAGAAACGAUUCUCUGGAGAGCUUCUCGGACGAACUGCACACGAAAACGGACAGCAGGAAAUGGUCGAGCACGGAACAAGAGGAUGCGGUAAGCUCGGAUGACAAGAGCUCGGAGAAACAGGAUUCCGGAAUUAACGUGUCAGUAAUCACAUCGACGCCGAUCAGAAGCAGAAACGGCUCGAGAAGAAGCAGCGGGGAAAACAUAGUCGUUAUUACAGGGAAAACUCAACCUGAGCAGGAAGUACGCUUAAAUACAUCGACCGUCCACAUUACUGCCGACUCGCCAGACUUGUCGAAUAGUCUAGCGAGUAAUAUCAGCCAGAUAACGGUUGUAACGACGCAUCCGCCUGUGCUCGUGGAUGCCACUUCGGCGACGACUGCAACAACGCCUCUUCCACGGCGCACUUCACCGACGUCGGAGGUCGUUAUAGUCGCCAACGAGAUGAACAAAACUCAAGUGAACGAUAAUUCAACCGACGACGAUGGAUUUCCUAGUCUGGAUAGUCUGGAGUACACGCCGCAGGAGCAACCAAUCAUACUCACCGAUGUGUCCAAGAGAAUUGGCAAGAAGUUGGAUGAAUCGGAGGUCGUUAUAGUGAGCCCCAUCGUGGACGAACUCCAGGAUACCAGCCAUGUCUCCGUGGUCACGGUCGGUGACGACAAGGAACAGGUGAAGGACUCGUCAAUAUCCAAGAAGCAUAACGUCAUUCGCACUGGUUCUUCUCACAGUGAUCUAAGCUUGAACGAAAGAUCGAGUCUGAAAAGCGACAGCGGCGAUGAGAGCGGCAAGGUGAUAGUCGCCAGCACGACUGUCGAGUCGCCGGACGUGGACGAGUACGAUAGAGGUGCGAAGAAGAUGAACGGCUUGAUCAAAAACGAAAUACCGCAUCACACCGAGGACAGGAUCAUAAAAGCGGUCAAGCCGAAGGAGAUUAACGUCAAGGGUCUCAAGGAGAAGCGAGUUUCUCCGGACAGCUUCGAGGGUUCCAGGUCUCAGAGCGACUCCAGUUCCAUCAGAUCGCACACACCGAGCAAGAGCAUCGACCGCUCUGAUGCUGAGUCCAUUUCCACUACGAUCAGUCAAGACAGCAGAGAAUCGAACAAGGAAAAUCGCUUGAACCAAGCUCAGCAGACGGAAGCCGACGAGGAGGUAGUUCUGCGCCGUAAACCUGACUAUAAUCGUGAGGUGUCUUCUAGACCGACCAGGACGAAGGAGGACAUACAGAUGAUGAAUUUGAAGAAGAAGACGCGAAAGCGCACGAGGAAGUUUGAGAUCGACGGUGUCGUGGUGACGACAACAACGUCGAAAGUAAUCUACGGCGACGACGAGAACGGCAAGGUAUACGACGACCAGAUAUUCCGAAAGCAAGAGCUUCGGGAACUAAAGAUGCUACAGAAGAUGGAGCAGAAGCAGUUCCAAGAUCUCUCGCAGAAGGCCCAAUUCAACAAGGACCAGCAAGAGAAACGGUUCGAACAGGAACGGCAGAUCUUAGAGCGUAGCACGGAGUCCGAUCUGGAUGCGCUCGUGAGACAGCAGAGACAACAGAUCGAACGUACGGAGGCGCAGCAAGAAGUCGAUCUGAGACUGGCGUCCAAAAAGAUCCGCAGCGAGCAGGAGAGGGAGCUGAAGCAAUUCCGCGAGGGCUUGAAGCAAGAGCUGCGACUGCUCAAGCAAGAAAUCGACUUGAUGCCAAAGGACAAGAGGAAGAGCGCUUUUAAGAUACGGAAGGAAAAGCUCGAGACCGAGCACGAGGACAGAGAGAAACUCUUUCUCGAGAAGCUCAACGAGAGCCACGAAAUGUCGCUGCGGAGACUCUCUGACGGUUACCGAGAGAAGAUUGCGCUGAUGGAGCGGCAGUUUUUGCAGCAGAAGCAGCAACUGAUGCGCGCCCGAGAAGCCGCCAUCUGGGAGCAGGAGGAACGACAGAUACACGAAAAGCAGCAGCUGCUCAAGCGGCAGCUCAAGGACAUAUUCUUCCUGCAGCGGCAUCAGAUGCUGAUACGUCACGAGAAGGAACUGGAGCAGAUGAAGCGGAUGAAUCAGCGGAAGGAGGAGGAGCUGAUCAAGCGGCAGACGGUGGAGCGUCGGAACUUGCCCAAGAGGAUCCGCAAUGAGAUGAAGGCGCGCGAAAUGAUGUUCCGCGAGUCCAUGAGGAUCUCUAUGUCAUCCGUGCUAGUGCCCGACCCCGAUGCCGAGCGCGAGAAGCUGAAGAAAUUCCAGGAGAACGAGAAGAAGAGGUAUCGGGCGGAGCAGCAAAGAUUCGAACUGAAGCAUUCCAGGCAAUUGGAGGAGGUAAGAGCGCAGAGCGAUGCUACAAUCAAGGAGCUGGAGCAACUGCAGAAUGAGAAGAGGAAGAUGCUGAUGGAAUACGAGACGCUGAAACUGAAGGAGCAGGAGGAGGCCUAUGGUAAAGAUCUUCGCGAAUGGAAGGCGCAACUUAAACCCCGUAAGCAGAAAAUAGAAGCUGAUCUGGCGGCUGAAAAGGAAGCAUUGGAAACACGCUACCGAGACUAUUUGCCUACUUCUUCUUCUGGUCUUAGUGGUCUCUUUCUUCCCUUUUAUGAAUACUCACAAUUCGCCGUGAUUUCCAACCACUCUCGGAAGAGAUCUCCACGCUUACCACGCUCCACUCCCAACUCCCCGUCGUUCACCAUACCUAGAGUGUCGUUACGGAUUACCGGUUCCGAUCCCUCGGGCUUCACGAACGGCAUGCUUUCGCGCAGCCACUCCAAGCCGGACUUAGUACCACCUGCCCGUAGAUAGUACCCGUCUAUCUAAAUGUGCCUUUGAUAUGUUUUGUUUGUUCAUGUAUUUGUUGUUGAUGUAUCGUCCCUAGACAGGAGUAGGAUGGAGGAAUGUUUCAAACGCGUAUAUGUGUAAUUAUGAAACUGUACAUAUAGUCAGACCUGGCCUGGGUUUCAGCUCAAUACACGCAAUUACAUGUGGAUAUACAUAUGUAUACACAUAUAUUUCUUGUCGUGAUUUGUAUUAGCAAAAAGAAAUUUCUCUGGAGCCGUUCCUCAGUCCAGCGCGGUGUAUGCUGAAUUUCAAGACAGCUCGAAUGCACUUCUUUUGAAUGCAGCUCGGAACGCAUUGCUGACGGCGCCUAAUGGGGCAACUUUUUUUUUGCGAAACUUCUCAAAAGUCAAGUUCUCUCACUGAACAUUUGUUGCGUUCGAAAAGAAAAAGGAUGAACUGUUUUGAAAGUCAGCGUCUUUCCGCCCGCACGGAAUGUCUGAAUUUAGUGCAAUUUAUUUCAACACCAAACGACCGUAUAAAUUCGUGUUGUUUUGUAAACAUAUGUAUAUAACAUUUUUUCUUGCUUAUGUAGCACACUUUCCGAAUCAUAUGCAACUACAUAACUAACGGAAACUUCCUUGCUUUGCUCUCACUCUGUACGCUGUUUUAACGGUAGUACAAUAGCGCUUUGAUUUCUGCUUAUGUCGCUAUUCGAAUAUAAUAUGUAUUUUGUAUUCGUCCACAGAGAAAGGGGGAGAAUCGUUGAUUUGGGAAGCUGAUAAAUAGUUAUAGCAUUUAUGUAAAAUCUACAUGUAGGACAUGCACAAUUGAAAUAGAAUCAUGUUGCGCGACGUAAUGGCAGAUUGAUCGAUUGUCCUUAUCCAACAAUGAGGAAAAGACAGAUAAGAUUCUCGUUAUCUGUUAAUCUACGAUAGAUCUAUAAAAAAGAUUUCGUUUGUUGUAGAUAAAUAUGUAUAUUAUGUCUCAAUUUUAUCUCGCUUUCAUAAACUGUAAUAUUGUGCUGCUAAUUUGAAAGGAAAUCCGAUGAUAAGAGGAGGAAAGUGCGAUUCAUUGAUUUCUAUUACAUAUUAAUGUAGAAUUAGGUAUUAAGAUUUUUGAGGUAGAUUAUUUAUUAGAACAAAAACGAGAUGUAACAUGCCGAAAGUGGCAGAUGUAAUAGUGUAAUCCGUAGUGUAUGUAUCCUUAUGUUUAUGUUGGAACACAGAUUCAAGUGUUGUAUGGUUUCGUCUGCAUAUAUUUCGAUAUAAUCACCGUGUCGUAAGUCAUGUCGCUUAAUUACGAGCUUAAACAGUUAAUUUACGGAAAUAACAGGAUAAGUGUUGCGGUUACCAUGGGCUAUGUGUGCUACAGUUAGUGGAAGUAACGUGUAAUGAGCGGUUUCCUUGAAGAGGGUUCCGUAUGGUUGUUUAAUAAUAGCAUAUAUUAUACACACACACACACAAAGAAAGAAAGCGGGAGACAUACACAGACAGACAUACAUAUAUAAUAUUCUAGUUUAUAUUACAAUCCUUGCAAAUGUAACCCUCCACAAAAGAAACCCCCGUGAUAGAAUUAUAAAGAGAUUCCACAAAUUGGAUUUCAAAGCUGUGCACAGAGUAGUCACAAGAAACUUGAGGAACAGUUCGCGUUACAAUUGGAAGAACAAGAGGCGAUCUACGGACCCAGCGCGAUACCGUUGUGCUUGCCGGCCGAUCUUCCGGACUUAACACACAAUACGACUGAGUCUACACGUAGCUCGUUGUCUUCUGUGAGCGAAGGCUGAUAAGAACGCCGACCUCGUCGAGAAUGUGGAUGCGAAUGUGUAUAAUUUGUACAACUUAGCCGAAAGUUGGAAUCGUCCUGUGACGCGCGGGCGAGUAGUCGAUACUUUUUCGCGAUUACGGCUUAUGUAUGUAUAUAUUGCAAGAGAAUUUGUUGCUCCGGAAUUACAUUUCGACCUAGACGCGGCCUUGAAAUUUUUACACACGUCAAUUUGUCAUCGAGGGUCUUGCUUUCCUGAUCUUUCUGAAUCCAUAUUUAAAAAUACGUUGCAGAAUUGUGAAAAAUUUCGUAACGUGCAGCAUAAAUUUGGAUUUAACAUGUUCGUUCUGCCAGGGUUUAUUUGCGAAACAUACCCUCCGCAUACAUUUCUGUUUUUUAUGUAAUUGUAUAAAGCAGACUUAGUUCAUUUAUGUUCACAUAAAAAGAAAAAUUAUCGUUGUUCAACAUACGUGUGAUACUGAUCUCUCACGAGAAAUCGACACGUUACACGUAUCACGAUAG
Molecule: messenger RNA, 8033 nt
Organism: Harpegnathos saltator (Jerdon's jumping ant)
Lineage: Eukaryota; Metazoa; Arthropoda; Insecta; Hymenoptera; Formicidae
Gene: Slik
Product: Sterile20-like kinase
Exons: 15
Coding region: 840-5774 (1644 amino acids)
Biological process (GO): protein phosphorylation
Molecular function (GO): protein serine/threonine kinase activity; ATP binding
Source: RefSeq, a predicted model, not a curated record